This is a messenger RNA of Magnolia sinica, 492 nucleotides long. Its product is annotated as large ribosomal subunit protein eL29z-like. The record is from RefSeq and is a predicted model, not a curated record. Lineage: Eukaryota; Viridiplantae; Streptophyta; Magnoliopsida; Magnoliales; Magnoliaceae. Gene Ontology annotation, biological process: cytoplasmic translation. Gene Ontology annotation, molecular function: structural constituent of ribosome. Bases 144 to 326 code for a protein of 60 amino acids. The transcript has 2 exons. Gene Ontology annotation, cellular component: ribosome; cytosolic large ribosomal subunit.
UUUCUUAUUUCUUUCAAAUUUGAAAAUUUCCUCUCACAAUCUUCAAUAAAACCCAGAAAUCGUUCUCUAAUCUUCCCUUUUUGUGCUGAAAACGCACUUAUUUUCCUUCUUUCCUUUUUUUUUUUUUUUUCCGUCCCAGAGAAAUGGCGAAAUCGAAGAAUCAUACGGCCCAUAACCAGUCAUACAAGGCCCACAAGAACGGGAUCAAGAAGCCCAGGAAGCACAGGCACACUUCAACCAAAGGGAUGGACCCAAAGUUCCUGAGGAACCAAAGGUAUGCUAGGAAGCAUAACAAGAAUAAUGGAGCAUCAGAGGAGGAAGAGUAGAGAGAAUGAGAGUAUGCUUGGUUUGGAUUUCUUAGAUUGGGUUUGGUUUUAUGAAUGAUCUCAUUUCAUUGCUAGACUAAUUCUUUGUCUGAUGUCGACAAUGAAUUUUUAUGCGCUUUGUUUUGAAUACAUCAAUGUGCAAGUAGUUGAUAUUUUUGAAUGAUUA